GGACUCAUGAAAUAAUAUGCUGAUUGCUACUAACCCAUGGUUAAUUGAUAAUGAACUCUUCAGAAAUGAUUUCUCUCUAUGAAAUUGAAAACACAUAAACAUCUGCAGAAACAAGGAAAGAGAACCUGGAACACCAAGGAAUGAAUCCAGGUUGUCAGUAUGCCUUUACACAAUCCAGGUUUUUCAGUUGCCCAAAUUUCCAAGGGAAGGAAACCUAGGCUAACUCCGAGAUUUAUGCUUUUCUGAUAGGCCAAUAUGAGUUGGGAGGAUUAUGGACUUGAAGUGAAGCUUCAAAUAACUUCAAUCAAAUGUCAAUUGACCCCAAUCAAAGUCUUUAGGAUGAAGAUACUCUUUUGGGGAAAGGGUCUGAGAUGAUCUCCGAUUUGAUUUAGAAGCCAAAUCCCACUGCAAACUGCUAUAAUCAGCGGUUCAAAGCAUGAGAUUUGAAUUCUAGGGAUUAUGAUGAAGGUUGAAAAAGGAACAACACAAACUAUUUUUGGGGUUUUGAUACCAAAAGGGUAAACGAAGAAACAUGUUAUGUAAGGCAACGAAAGAGGUGAUGGUAUAUACAAUGAAGGAGAAGAAAAACAAUUGAAGGUAGAAGACUAACGGAGACUGGGAACACCCAGCAGCGACUCCCAUUCAGGAAGCAGAAACUCUCAUUUUUUGGGAGUGUGAAAACCCUUGCACUUUGAACUUACAGGCUUGUUCACCUAAUUAAAUAUGGAAUUUAAGUCCCAAAUUUGGUGGUUUUAACAAUUUGAUUUAUGGAAAUAAUCAUUCCCAUUAAAAAGUGUUGUUUUACCAUUUGGGAUUUCUAAUUAGGGGUGUUCACGGUUGCUUCAGUUCAAUGUUUGAUCAUUUUCCCUAACAAACCAAUAUAAUCUUU
Molecule: messenger RNA, 889 nt
Organism: Rubroshorea leprosula
Lineage: Eukaryota; Viridiplantae; Streptophyta; Magnoliopsida; Malvales; Dipterocarpaceae
Source: the annotation of a GenBank genome assembly